Etheostoma spectabile (orangethroat darter) is the source of this 2496-nucleotide messenger RNA. It is a transcript of the gene ccdc157, whose product is annotated as coiled-coil domain containing 157. Bases 62 to 2242 code for a protein of 726 amino acids. NCBI's taxonomy places the organism in Eukaryota, Metazoa, Chordata, Actinopteri, Perciformes, Percidae. The record is from RefSeq and is a predicted model, not a curated record. The transcript is spliced from 10 exons.
UUUACCUACUCGAUCUCUGUGCUAUGUCAGGCAGACAUAAAUAUAAGCUAGUUUGUCAGACAUGAGUCAGUUCUUGGGUCGUCAGGACUGCAUCGAAAGCCUCCGAAAAGACGUCGUCGACCUUCAAGGUGCGAUUCUGGACGUCUUUUCUAGAACCGGACCGGUCCGUUUUUCCUCCUGGAAGUUCCCCGAUAAACUUUCAUGUAAUCUGGACAUGGUAGCUCUACUGGAGCAAUAUGACUUUGUGGAUGGGGAGGAUGUGUUCAAUCAGCACUCCCACAUUGUGUUAUUGGAGCUUGUGAUUGACAGACUACUGCUUCUUCUACAAAGCUUUAAUGCUUAUGUUGAGCAAAUUAGGUGCAGCCGCAGGAGAGAACAAACCCAGCAGAAAGGAUGCCUGUCAGUUGGUCUUGUAGUCAGAAACUACUGGGGUAAUUUAAUUCAAUUUGCCAACUUAAAGGGGACAUACAAAGACAUCAAGAAACAGACACAAGCAAGGACAUCUGACUGUGAUCAUGGGACAGAGACAGUGUCAUCAGUCUCCCCCCAAAUGAGCACAAGCAGACAUUGCUUAUCUUCUUGGUCUUCAACAAGCUCCUUAAAGUUUUUGCCACAGACACAUGUACCCUCCAGUGCUACCCAUAACACCCUAUGCUAUUCUAAAGUUGACAGCCACAAUGUAGGCUGCCAGACUAUUAAAUCAUCUCUUGUACCCUGCAAUGCGUGCCACCAAGUGCAAUCCACUUUGAUAAAAACAGGACAUGCUUUGUUAGAACUUCUUCAUAGUGAGAGCCUGCCCUCAUCUCUGCAACCACUAUUAGUGGCUGUUGAAGACACCCUGGAGCUGGGACAUAUGACAGCCGGCGAUGUUGCCCAGUACGCCAAUGAGCAGCUCAAAGACAUGCGCCGGCUGGCAAAGCAUCUUCAAGACGUGCGGGGUACUGUGCAGCCUCUUAAAGACAGACUAGCCUCAGCGGAAGCAGAGCGGGAGAGACUCAGGACCCAGCUGGAAAGAACACAGAAAGAGUUCAAGCAAGAGUUGGAAAAACACCAAACAAACAUAGUCCAGCUGGAGUUUUCGCUGAGGAAAGCACAGAGGUCCGUGAAAGAAACAGAGAAAAGGCUACAAGAGGAGCAACAACAAUUCAAGAGAGAAACGUUGUGCUUGGAGGAGACUAAUUCCAGACUGAAAGAGAACGUUAGAGUACAGCAAGAUACAUUACAAGCACUUGAGCAUGAAAAUAAUGUACUGCAGGAAAAAGUGAGGACCUUGCACAUGGAAGAAGAGACCUGUUGUAAACUACAGCAAAGGGUCCUGCAGUUAGAGAGUCAAAUCUCUGAAACUCAACUCCGUCUUGACAAAGAGAAUGCCAAGUACCACAGCGCUUGUCGUCAGCAAGAGUCAAUGCAGGCAAAGCAGAAGUCUUUGUUAGAGAGAGUUGAUGCUCUCGACGAAGAGUGUGAAGAGCUGCAGAGGCAGUUGGGAGACAGGGAGGAGAGACAGAUCGACACUCACAAUCACCUGCAACAGAUGUCAGAGCAGAAGGAGCAAGUGCAGGCUCAGCUUGCUCAGCAGCAGGACCUGUGUUUGGUGCUCCAAAAAGAGAAGCAGACACUGGAAACACACAUAGGCGAGCUAAUGAACAGUGUGGCUGAGCUGAAGGAAUACACACAAGCUUUAAGGGAGAGGGAGAGGCUGCUGGUGGCUUUCCCAGAGCUCAACCCCCUGGCUCAGGCCCAACCCCAGAGUACAGGAAAUGUGCUUUUGGAUAUGGAGCAACAAUUGCAGGCAAAUAGCAUUCGUAUAAACAUUCUGGAGCAGGAAAACACUACCCUAUACAGCAGCCUUGUGAAACUGAGGGAAAGAGCACAAAAUAAUGCUUCCAGGGAAGCCGCACCUCAGCAGACAUGGAGCCUCUCUCUGCCCAGCACACCAGUAGAGAAGCAACCAAAUCACUUGACACAAAUGCAAAAGAGUCCAUUGCAGAGCAGCAGUAUAACAGGGCUGGGAUACGGUAACAGAGGGAGGGAAGCAAGACGAGGGGAAAGUGGUCUGGAGUCAGCCAAGUCAGACGAUCAUGUGUCCACUGCCCCCACCUCCCCCCCGUCUCUGCAACUUCACCUUCAAACCCUCCACCUCAACAUGGGCUCCACUGUUGCUAAAAGCCAGACAACAGCACACGGUGGUUCUCUCCUCUCUCACUCCAGAAGCUCAAACCGUAAGAAAAAUAUGAAACCCUGAAUGUGUAAAUGCAUUUAAACAGAACUUGCAGUUUGAGAGAGAAAGAGCACAGCGUUGUAUAAGGAGUUCUGGCAACAACGACAUGGCUCAUAAAAGGCACGUUCCCUAUAAUAUGUCAUGAUGUCUCGUUGCACAUUAUACCACACUAACAAUAACACUUUUGUAAUGUUACAUUCUCAUUGUGUACACUUGUGACAGUGGACUGUUACUAAAUUUUGUCAAUAUGCUGUUGAAUUUAUAUACAAUAAACUAAC